GAAAGCAGGGGUUGUUUUACUGACCUGUAACAAAAUGGCAUUUUUUUCUGAAAGAGAGAUAGCUUUGAAUCUAGGUAAAAGGUCAUGACUGCAUUUGCUGAAAGGCUGAUACUUUCACACAAAUACUUUCACUUACUUCCAGUUAAUGCAGUUAUUCUUUGAAUCGGAAUAGCGGGCGUUUAUUGUGCUGUCACUGAGGUCUGAGUGCCCUCCUACUAGGAACAAGCUGCCUUUAAGCCACUCCUUCCUCAGAGAAAUAGAAAGUAACUUCUCUUGUGGAGGAAGAAAAUGGCUCACGCUGUGGAUCUAUUUGACUGCUCCAUAUGUUUGGGAUUAUUGGAGGAUCCAGUGACUACUACUUGUGGACACAGCUACUGUAUGAAAUGUAUCAAUACUUUCUGGGAUACAAAACAUGACAGUAAAGAAACUUACAGCUGCCCUCAGUGUAGGCAGAGUUUUAACACAAGGCCUGUUUUGAAGAGGAACGCCAUUCUGGCUAACUUGUUAGAGGAACAUAAGAAAACAACCAGACAACAUCCUGCUCCUUCCAUUGCUUCUGAUGAUAACAUUUAUGCUGCACCUGGGGAUGUGCAGUGUGACUUUUGCACAGGGAGGAAACGCAAAGCUCACAUGUUUUGUCAGGUGUGUUUAGCCUCUUACUGUGAGGCUCACCUGGAACCUCAUUUUCAGGUGCCACCGCUACAAAAGCACAAACUAGUAAAAGCUUCUACGAGGAUCAAAGAAAGCAUCUGCAGCCGUCAUGACAAACUUCAGGAGCUUUACUGCCGCACCGAUCGGCAGUUCCUGUGCUUGAUGUGUGCGUUGGAUGAACACAAAGGCCAUAACACUAUAUCCAUCACAGAAGAACAGCAAGAAAUGCAGAGACACCUGGAAAAGACCAAAUGGGUAAUUACAGACAGAGUGCUGGCUUCAGAGGCCAAAAUGGAAAAGCUGACGGAAGCUGCAGGCUCUAUAAGAGACGCUGCCUGGGAGGCGUGUGACGACUUUGAGCGGGUCUGUGAGGAACGUAUCCUGCUGUACACCCACUUCCUGAGAAAGAAGUGCUCUGAGAUGAGAGAGAAAGUUGGAGAGGCUGAGAAAGCUGGAGUGGACUGGACUGAACGCCACCUCGGGCAGCUGAAACGUGAAGUGUCUGAGUUAAGGAGGAGAGAGAGUAAAAUCUGUCAGCUUUCACAAACAGAGGAUCCCAUUCAGUUUCUUCAGGGCUUCCAAACCCUGGGCGAGCUCCCUGUGCUCACAGACUCACACAGAGAGCUUGACAACCUGACAAAGUUUGUCACUGCACAAAAGAAUAAAAUGAAAAAGAUGUGCGACGAAGAAAAAAAAGAUCUGAUGGAUUAUUCUGGAAAAAUCAUCAUGUCAAGAAGGACAAGGCCGCAGGAGGGACGGACAAGGACAGAACUUCUGAUGAAAUAUAAGAACUCCAAAAUCGAGGUGGAUCCUGACACUGUAGCAGCUUGUCUUUACCUCUCUGAUACAAAGAAAGAGAUAUCAUGGUGUGACAAGGACCAGGCUCAUCGAGAUCACCCUGACAGAUUCACCUACUUUAACCAGGCUCUGUGCAAAAAGGGCCUCAGAGGAAACUACUACUGGGAGGUGGAGUGGGAUGGUGGCAUAGUUGAGGUGGCUGUGUCGUACAGAGGGAUAGGAAGAAAGGGUUCAGGGAAAGAUUGCUGUUUUGGCCACAAUGCUCUGUCCUGGAAAUUAAUCUGCUCUCCUUCUGGUUGCACGUUCUGGCACAAUAAUCUUCACAAAGGUCAAAUUCCUCCGGCUGUCUCCCACAAAGUAGGGGUACACCUUGAUUAUAAAGAGGGAAAGCUGGCUUUUUACAGCGUAUCUGGCGUUGACAGUUUAACACUGCUGCACCAAAUCCAGACAACCUUCACCGAGCCCCUCUAUCCGGGGUUUUCAGUGGAUUUUGGUGCAACACUGAAAAUAAGCAACAUCUAAAAAAUGAUCUUUCCUUUUAUUAUCUGGCUUUUUUUCUUUUAAAUAGUAGUAAAACUGCAUCAAAACACUGAUUGAUCAAAUGUUGUUUUUACUUUUUCCUCCUUUCAAAUAAAUUAAUGAAUACUUUUAAGACAUUAAGACAUCUUUGAUAAUAAACACAACAUGAACAAUUCAGCUACUUCAAUGUCCAAACAGUGGAAAAUGUUUUAUUUGCUGUAAUCGUAAAAGAUUCAGUGCAAGUGGCUUGGACGCAACUGGUCGCAAGGGAAGUCCAAAUAGCUCGACAUAAAUAUAUGAAUAUUUCUGAGGCUUCUGCUGUGUGAGUUAAACAAUGGAUAUUUUUAAGUCUUUCUCAAGGUGGUUGUUAAAAUGUAUAAUCAGACAUUUGGCAUUUUUUGAUGACUCUUACCUCGUUAGUUUUUAUAUCAAGAUGUAAAAUGUAAUAAUAGCUCAACUCCCUGAGAGUUUAGGAGAGAAUUCAUAUUAUUUUGCUAUUUCUUGUGACUAAAAUCCUCCAUAUUUGCAGUUUUGUGAAACAAUUGAAUGAUACAAAACACGUAUUAAACAAUGAAACAGGCCUUUUUAGUUUUUCAUUUUAAGGCUGAUUCUGCUGCUUCCUUCAUGCCUAAAACUGAGCCCAAAGAGACUUUGAGAGGAUGAUUUCUCUGUAGCUUAAGUCUCAUUUAUGUUGCAUUUAUAUUUAGAGCUUUAAACAUAGAGGAUGAGUCUUUUUGGGUUUAUUGUGUUGUAAGGUAGAGGAACAAAAUGAAAACAAGCUUUUGUUUGUUUUUAAUUGUGUUUUAAAGAGAUGUGGAACUACUGCUCAAUCUGAAAUGACUCAAAUGAAGGACCAUGAUAAUAAUAUAUUGUUUACUGAUUUUAAUAAACUAUAAUUUACCUUUUUUUGAUGAGGUAAUGUUACAGUGUAGUCUUAUAUUUGUGUUUGCAUGAAUAAAAUAAAGUUUUAAAUGCUCAUUUCA
Messenger RNA from Oreochromis niloticus (Nile tilapia), 2951 nucleotides. Its product is annotated as E3 ubiquitin/ISG15 ligase TRIM25. The coding region runs from base 289 to 1971 and encodes 560 amino acids. The transcript is spliced from 6 exons. Gene Ontology annotation, molecular function: protein binding; zinc ion binding. Lineage: Eukaryota; Metazoa; Chordata; Actinopteri; Cichliformes; Cichlidae. The record is from RefSeq and is a predicted model, not a curated record.